Molecule: messenger RNA, 1699 nt
Organism: Oryza brachyantha (malo sina)
Lineage: Eukaryota; Viridiplantae; Streptophyta; Magnoliopsida; Poales; Poaceae
Product: protein LOW PSII ACCUMULATION 1, chloroplastic
Exons: 9
Coding region: 61-1422 (453 amino acids)
Biological process (GO): photosystem II oxygen evolving complex assembly
Cellular component (GO): chloroplast
Molecular function (GO): protein binding
Source: RefSeq, a predicted model, not a curated record
AUUUCUGUGACAGAGGAUAAUAUAACGGGAAAAACGACGCCGCUCACCUUCGAAACCGCAAUGGCGGCCGCCGCAGCAGAGGCUCUCCGCCCACACCUCUCCCUCCUCUCCGGUGGCGUCCGCGUCCGCGUCGGCGGCGGCGCAACCCCCAGCUCCUCUCUCCAAGCCCUCGCCAUCGUCUCGCCCCUCCUCCCCCGUUACCGCCGCUGCGUCUUCCGCUCCAAGGCCUCUUCGUCCCCGUCUCCCCCGCCGUCGCCGGAGAAGGAGGCGGAGGCCGUGCCGACGGCCGAGUCGUGCGUCAACCUUGGCCUCGAGCUCUUCUCCAAGGGCAGGGUGAAGGAUGCUCUUGAACAAUUUGAGAAUGCCCUAGAGCUGGAUCCAAAUCCUGUGGAGGCCCAGGCAGCACUCUACAACAAGGCAUGCUGCCAUGCUUUUAGGGAAGAAAGCAACAAAGCUGCAGAUUGUUUAAGGACGGCCCUGCGAGAUUAUAAUCUCAAGUUUGGUACUAUACUUAAUGAUCCUGACCUGGCACCGUUCAGGGCAUCACCGGAAUUUAAGGAACUUCAAGAAGAGGCAUUGCGUGGUGGAGAGGAUAUUGGUUCUGGGUUCCGAAGAGACUUGAAACUCAUUAGUGAAGUACAAGCACCGUUUCGUGGUGUCCGAAGGUUCUUUUACGUGGCGUUAACUGCAGCAGCUGGAAUUUCAACAUUCUUUACCAUUCCUAGACUUAUAUUUGCAGUUCAAGGUGGCGAUGGUGCCCCUGAUCUGCUGGAAACUGCUGGGAAUGCUGCCAUCAAUAUUGGAGGUAUUAUUGUGCUCGUGGCUUUGUAUUUCUGGGAAAACAAGAAAGAAGAGCAGCAGAUAACACAAAUUUCUCGUAAUGAAACCCUUUCAAGGCUACCUGUGCGCUUGUCAACCAAUCGCAUUACUGAGCUUGUGCAACUCCGGGACAUUACUAGGCCAGUUAUAUUGGCAGGUUCAAAAGCAUCUGUUACUCGAGCAUUGCAAAGAGCUGAGAGAUAUCGGACUGAACUGCUCAAACGAGGUGUUCUUCUAAUUCCUGUGAUCUUUGGUGCUUCUCAGAAAGCCCAAAGUAUGCCAAGGGGCUUUGGAAGUUCAAGACCUGCUGCAUCAGUUCCUUCAGUUGGGGAUGACUUUGAGAAGCGUACGGAAUCUAUUGCAGCAAAAUCACGGUUAAAAGCUGAAGUCCGAUUUAAAGCUGAUAUUGUCUCUCCUGAACAAUGGGAAAGUUGGAUACGUGACCAGCAAGAGUCUGAAGGUGUCACUCCUGGUGAAGAUGUCUAUAUAAUCCUCCGUCUGGAUGGUCGUGUGAGAAGAUCCGGAAGAGGUAUGCCGAAUUGGAACGACAUAUUACAGGAGCUUCCACGACUUGAAGAUCUGCUAAGCAAAUUGGAACGUUAAGGAAGGUGUGUACAGCUGCAGUUUGAUCAUCCAUAUGCUUCUCCAUUGUAUUACUAAAUCCCUUAUCUAUGUAUAGACCAUUCCAAUGUAAUUUUGAGGGAAAAUUUUGCUUAUGCUACUAAUAAAUGCCCAACUUCUCGCGUAUGCUACUAAUUACUGUGAUUUACUGUAUCAAGCCAUACUCCAGUGCUGUUUUGCUCCCAUUCUGCCAAUUGGGGAUGUACACAUGUAAUGCAAAAUUGUGUGAUUUAUCUUCCCUGUCUCAUCUCCCUUUUUG